Zychaea mexicana is the source of this 3992-nucleotide messenger RNA. RefSeq names its product CNH domain-containing protein. The transcript is spliced from 11 exons. The coding region runs from base 188 to 3805 and encodes 1205 amino acids. Lineage: Eukaryota; Fungi; Mucoromycota; Mucoromycetes; Mucorales; Lichtheimiaceae. Gene Ontology annotation, molecular function: guanyl-nucleotide exchange factor activity. The record is from RefSeq and is a predicted model, not a curated record.
CUGGCCUUGACUUUCAGAACUGAAGGGCCGACUUUUAUAUUUUCUGAGUGCACACGACCAUUUCCUAUUUUUACUUCCUUCUCCUCUUUUCUUCUCUCCUUUGUUUUUUUUUUUAUUCUUAUCCUAUCAAAGCCUUGCCGAACUAACACGCUCACACACGCACACGCAGCAUAGGCAUAGGCAUAUAAUGGCAUCCAGUACAUAUCACAAUAACAGCAAUAGUGCAACAGCAACAACGACAACUUCACCUCCGACUACUUCCCAUAGCCUGGAUUCACUUUUUGACUCAUUACUCAAUGAGCUUAAUUUCGACUCUUCGCAGUCCUUUGGUUUAGAACAGCAGGAACAGAACGGGCAUUACGACAUAAGCAGUAGUAAUGGCAAUGGGUUAAAUUUAGUGCGCCAACAUGACCAUCCUGUCAACGACCGAACACCUGUGCCUGUACGAACGAGCAGUAGACGACAACCGAGUUUUCACGCCGGGCUAAGUGACGAGGAGGACGAUAACACAUUAUCACCUCCAGCGUCGCCUUCACUUUUUCCACGUGUUCCAGACACCCUUGUAUCACAGCCAUCGCCAACACCGCAGCAGCAGCAGCAGCAGCAGCAACAGCAACGGCCGCAUCAAUACGCACUACCACAGCAACAACAGCAACCGCAACAGCAGCAGAGACCGCUGUCACCCUCACUACCUAGCGCUGAAGAUGAUGAUAGCGAUGAUGAUGACGAUUCCGACGAGACUGUCGAGCCAACCAUUGCACAAAAAGUGACCAAGGUCGCAGUUGAUAAUGCAGUAUUAUUUACCACCCGCACCACUUCGCUGGAUCGCACCACUUCCCGGAUACGUUUUGCUGAGAACGUAAAUCGGUCAACGAGCAAAAAGAGCGCUCGGGCGAUCCGUUUGGAGAGCACUGUUGAAGCGGUUCCUCAGCUGGUCACGCCCGAGAACCCCGUGUUCAGCGCAGCCGUCUUGUCAGAAUUAGCAGAUCGGUUUGUCAAUCGCGUUGUUCAUUUGAACAGUACGCGUCGCAUAUUCUCGACUGAAGAGUAUCCUUUGAGUUUCACGGGCGAAGAGGCAGUGAGAAUUGUACGCGACCUGUUGCCACCAAACCAACGACCUGUUUUGUAUCGCAAAGUAGCACGGGCACUCAUGCACUCUUCGCCACCGCUCAUCAGCCCCAUACAAUACUCGGAAAAGUCGCUGCGCAAGAACACGCUGUACGAUUCACCACGUGAGAUCUAUACCAUUGUUGACACCACAUUGGAUGAAGGCUAUGCACGCGGUGUGUAUACCCUCGUGUCGCUCUGCUACUCGCCAUUCUGUGAGCCGGGUCAAGGCGGCUGCUAUUCGUCGUGCUGUCCCAAUAGAUACGCCCCCAAGCCGACAUCGUUGUCUGACAAGCAGUCGUCGACUGUGCGAAGAGAUAUGUCGCUCACAUCGUCGUCCAUUGCAUCUUCCCAUGACACAACGUUAUCGCGGGCUUGGCAAGCGACGGUGACACGGGAAAUCCUCCAAAACACACCUGAACAGGAAAUCAAGCGGCAAGAAGCGAUCCACGAGCUCAUUUACACUGAAGAAGACUACGUUCGAGACCUCAACCUGCUGGACGAUCUAUUUGCCAAGUCGCUGCGAUCAGCACAAUGUAUCGACGAAGGCCGCCGUGAAAUCUUUUGCGAUAGCGUGUUCAGCAACUAUCUGGAAAUUCUCGCGAUACACAAAGACUUGUACAGGGACCUACGUGAUUACCAAAGCGCCUGCCAAGCCAGAUCAGUGGGCGGCUUUGUCGACCAAGUCGGCAACAUCUUUCUACGCCAUCUGCAUCGGUUCUUGGACGCUUACACCAACUACGGCCCACAUGUUGCGCUUGCCGAAUACUUAGCCAAGCAAGAAGCCAACAACAACAUGCUGUUCCACAACUUUAUCCGCGAAAAAGAAAAGCAGGCCGAAUGUCGUAAAUUGCCUUUCCGACAUUUCCUUGUGCUGCCUGUGACACGCUUGCAACGCUACCCGCUACUCAUUGAUGCUGUUCUCAAACGGACCGAGGACGACCACCCGGACAAGGAUGACUUGACGCGCUGUGUUGAAGAGGUGCGCGAGAUUGGCAAACGAGUGGAUGCACUGGCUGCAGCCAAGCGUAUGACUGUUCGAUUGUAUCAGAUCAACGAUUCGCUCAAGUUCAAGACGGGUGAACCGUUUGUGGAUCUGCGGCUGCGUGAGCGUGGACGCAAGCUGCUAUUUGAAGGCGCACUGACAAGACGGUCGCAUUAUGGCGUCGAGACGAUCGAACACCAAAUCUUCGUCUUUGACCACAUGCUGCUCAUGACGAAACAUAAGGGCAACCAGUACGUUGUUUGGAGACGGCCAAUCCCGCUUGAACUGCUGCAUGUUCGCGACGGUACCGAGGGCUUCUCAUUGGGCGUACGCAAUAACAAUGGCAGCACAUUCAAUUCUACAGCAACCACCCUAGCUGGCACGUAUGAUGAUCCACUGCUCAGCCCAACCAGUCCCAAAUUGGGGUCCACAGCAGUGCCUAGGGCAGGAGCAGCAGUACAGCCACUGACACCGCCCGCAUCAUCCUCGACAUCCAUCAUCAUACAGCAUCUCGGCCGGUCCGGUGGUGACUACCUUUUCAAUGCAGGAAGUGCGCAGCAGCGGAUGGAGUGGAAGCAAAAGAUUGUUGAGGCGAAGCUGGCUUUGGAAGAAGCACAUCCCGAACGCAAAGUGUUCGAGAUCCGCUCAUUGAGUGACACUACAUUUGCUUUGACAAGCGGACCUGCCAAUCAUGGCAAAAUUACAUGCAGCACUGCAUUUGUGGGUGCUCGUGGUAUCCGCAUGGUUGCCAUAGGAACAGAACUGGGAGUGUGGAUGGGAAUAGAAGGCGAUACCAACAACUUGCGUCGAGUGCUGACCGUCGAUGAAGUAACUCAAAUUGGUGUUCUUGAAGAGUUCCACAUCUUCCUUGUGCUUGCAGAAAAAACACUCACUGCUUAUCCGCUUGAUAUGCUUGAUCCCACAGCGCCAGCCAAGCCAACAGAAAGAUCCUCGUACAAACUAGCAAGCAGUGUAUCAUUUUUCAACACAGGCGUAUGCAACAACCGGACAUUGGUUAUUCUUAUGAAGAAAAAGGGCAUGGAUAGUCUCUUCCGGGCAAUGGAACCGGUUUGUGGUGAUUUACGAGAUCCACGAAACGCAAAGUUCCUUGCAACCAAAACUGGUUUUUGGGCAAAAUCGCCAUCAUGGUUCAAAUUAUAUCGGGAAUUCUACAUUGGCGCAGAAUCUUCCUCGUUACAGUUCCUCAAGGCACGACUGGCCGUCGUCUGUGUCCGUGGUUUUGAAAUCAUCGACCUGGACAGAUUGAAUAUGAAUCACAACCUGCCCGAGCUACAAGAUCCUGACUUUGCGUUUAUUCAGCAACGUGCGGAUCAGAUUACACCGCUUGGAAUGUUCCGCUGUAGGGACAAUUACUUGCUUUGCUAUGAUGCCUUUGCAAUCAUGGUCAAUAUGCGAGGCAAAUAUUUGCGCGGUGCCUAUGAUCGCAUUGAGUGGGAAGGCACACCGCAAUCAGUAGCAUUCUCAUACCCAUACGUCAUUGCAUUCGACCCUCGCUUUAUUGAAGUUCGGCACGCUGAAACUGGCGAGCUCGUUCAAAUUUUGGCUGGGGACAACAUGCAAUGUCUGCAAUACAAACAGAAUGCAAUUACACCACCUGUCAUCCACGGUUGUAUGACACAUCCGUUCAAGCCCGAUUUCCAGUACGUUUUCCAUCUAUCUGGCGUAUUUGAGCCAUCAGUGGUAUGGCAGUAGAACUCUUUCUAUAUCCCCGCAUCCUUUCCAGUGGUUUUACUCUUGCUGUACAUCAAACACCCCGCAACCCCUUCCCUCUUAAUCUGAUAACCACAGUAACAACAGUAAUCACGAAGACCAAACUUCUAUAUAUACAAAAAACCUGAUAGUUUUCUUUCAAAAAUACCACAUAUCUUAAAAUUACGCA